GGCCGCCUUCUCCGUCCCGGCUGCGGCCCCUGCCGGUUACAUAACCCGUCGCGUGGGGUAGGGGGGCCCGCAGUUCUACGUCCGGCUUCCCGUCUCCCCCAGGAUGUGCUGAGCCCCGCGACGCCGUCCGCUGCUGCCGGCUCCCGUCCGAGGUGUGAAUGACAGAGGUGGUGCCUUCCAGUGCCCUCAGCGAGGUCAGCCUGCGUCUCCUCUGCCACGAUGACAUAGACACUGUGAAGCACCUGUGUGGCGACUGGUUCCCCAUUGAGUACCCAGACUCAUGGUAUCGUGAUAUCACAUCCAACAAGAAGUUCUUCUCUCUUGCUGCAACCUACAGAGGUGCCAUCGUGGGAAUGAUAGUAGCUGAAAUAAAGAAUAGGACCAAAAUACAUAAAGAGGAUGGAGAUAUUCUAGCCUCCAGCUUCUCUGUGGAUACACAAGUUGCAUACAUUCUAAGUCUGGGAGUGGUGAAAGAAUUCAGAAAGCACGGCAUAGGUUCCCUGUUACUAGAAAGUUUAAAGGAUCAUAUUUCAACCACUGCCCAGGACCACUGCAAAGCCAUCUACCUGCAUGUGCUCACCACCAACAACACAGCAAUAAACUUCUAUGAAAACAGAGACUUUAAGCAGCAUCACUAUCUGCCCUACUACUACUCCAUUCGAGGGGUCCUCAAAGAUGGCUUCACCUAUGUCCUCUACAUCAAUGGCGGCCACCCUCCCUGGACCAUCUUAGACUACAUCCAGCACCUGGGCUCAACACUAGCCAACCUGAGUCCCUGCUCCAUCCCACACAGGAUCUACCGCCAGGCCCACAGCCUGCUCUGCAGCUUUCUGCCAUGGUCCAGCAUCUCCACCAAAGGUGGCAUCGAAUACAGCCGUACCAUGUGAUGCCAUUGGGGCAGCCUCCCCCAGGCCUCUGUCCUCAGCACUUUGUGGAGCCUAUUUUCCUGUCUGUCUGACUUCUGCUGUCUUUUGCAAGGAGCUGGUAGCCACCUGCCGGCCCAUCAGCCUGCCCCAGGUGCAGGCCCGGUGCUAUGCUGGCUCAGGAGCAGAGUGGAUGCCUGGUCUUCAACAGGCUCUCCUUCCUGCUUCUGGAAACUUCUCCUUCCUCCAGGAGUCUCUGUCCUGCCUCCAUGCACUGGCACCAUCCCAAUGGCCUGGCAGGUGUUGGCUACAUUCACUGGAAAAGGGCUUGCCAGGCCUCUUCUGCCUCCUCCAUCUUCCCUUCAAAAUGGAUUGAACUUCGCUGUGAAGAGAAUGUGGACACCUUUGACCCUGAAGACACAGGAAGCUUAGAAUAAAGAGGCACAGGAAAGAGAGUACCAGGUCUUUGUAUAGGAAUCCCUAAAGAAGCUUAAACGGUGGAAGCAGUUGUCCAUGAAAGGCUGGAGGCUGGGGAGAAUGAGUAGGGCUAGCCCUUCAAGAGAACUUAAAGCUUCAAGACUCAGCCCUCACCAUAGACAGUUAGAUGGACAGUCCCCUGUUCCUCAGGCCUCCCACUACCCACUUCCUAUUGUCCAGAAGGAUCAUCCUGCCUGGGGAAUCCUGGCUUGCUCUCCAUAUAGCUGACCUACACUAGGAGCCGAGACAAGGACAGGUAGUUAGCUGUUGGCUUCUGGGUUCCUUCCUUGCUCAUCCUUCUAGAAGCUGAAGCUUCAAGGUCUGGCCAAGUGCAGAGAAAAGGAGGCUGAGCUCUGCAUUGGGCAUCUCUGCUACUGUGGACCAUGGGACUUGGCCUUGGGCACAGAGGGCAGUCGGUGCCUGUGGACCUUAGGCCUCCGAGGCAGAGGCUCUCCUCAGUACCAUGGAUUGUACUUGCAGCAUCCCUUCCCUUGCGCCCCCAAAUGUUUGUUGCCAGAGCCCUGCCCAGUAUUGCUGCAGUGUCACUGGGGCCCUUGUAGGGCGUCCUCACAGCCCCUCACUGCCAGACUGAUUAGGAGCAGCUCUAUUGACAGGCCCCAUUACUGAGUGCUUCCCUCUCAGCAUCUCCUGGCUCGGGGCUCUCAACCCUAGAGCCAGCCCAAGGCUGCUUGGCCUCAGAAAGGAAGGAUCUUCACAAAGCAGGAAGGCCAAGGCAGGAAAAGCAUUCCCUUCCUCAACAGAACUGGCCAGCAGGUGGCUGGUGUCCUGACUGAUCUUGGUUGUGUACUGAGGCUGAGCCCAUGUCCCUUCCCUUUUCAGUCAGUGGUGAUCAUGUGAUUUUCAUUUCUGCCCUGUGUGGUCAAGGAAGAACCUUCCAGAAGGUUCUGACUUGGACAUUCUUAAAUCCAAUUCAAAGGCCUCUACCUGUCUUUCCCUCCCUUCUGUUUCCUAAUUACUGCAGUGUCCAGCCCAGUGUUGAACAAAUCAUAGUGUGUAGUGGUCUCAUUACAAACAAAUAAAUCAUUUCACUAGUCUCA
Molecule: messenger RNA, 2398 nt
Organism: Microtus oregoni (creeping vole)
Lineage: Eukaryota; Metazoa; Chordata; Mammalia; Rodentia; Cricetidae
Gene: Naa60
Product: N-alpha-acetyltransferase 60, NatF catalytic subunit
Exons: 7
Coding region: 159-887 (242 amino acids)
Biological process (GO): N-terminal peptidyl-methionine acetylation
Cellular component (GO): Golgi membrane
Molecular function (GO): protein-N-terminal amino-acid acetyltransferase activity; histone acetyltransferase activity
Source: RefSeq, a predicted model, not a curated record